Sphenostylis stenocarpa is the source of this 822-nucleotide messenger RNA. NCBI's taxonomy places the organism in Eukaryota, Viridiplantae, Streptophyta, Magnoliopsida, Fabales, Fabaceae. The record is from the annotation of a GenBank genome assembly.
AUGGCCUCCUCGAUAACUAACGUUGAACCUCAAAACGAGAGAGGCCAUGUUUUCAGGUUUUCCCCUCUGCCCCGAUCAGAAACCGAAACUGAUCGAGGAAACCAUGAACACUUAUCAGUUUCCGUCGAAUCAAUUGGCAACAGGUCAGGUUCAGGCAUGUCCGAAUAUUGUUAUACCCAGGAAAUAUUCAGCAUCAGCGAACGUGCCUGCGAAAUGAUUCAAGACUUGCUAGGCCUCACUUUGUUGAUGAUGCUAAUAUUGUUACCCGUAUACAAGCGUUUGGGGACGCCAAAGGAAGAUCCUAUUCCCCCAGUUUUGGUUCUCAAUUCGAUGUACCUUUCCAACUUCACCACAGGGAGUGGAGGGCUCGCUGCCGCGUGGGAUGCCAAGUUUAGGGUCACAAACACCAACGUUUCGACCAUCUACUUCCGCAUUCUUGAUUUCACAAUAUUCUAUAAAAAGAACCCAGAACAUGCUCUUUCGGUGGCCUCUUCGAAACCCUUUUACUUGGAAAAGGGGCAGUAUGUGAAGUUGCAUUUGAAGUUCACAACUGGAGGGGAGAAUAAUGAAACCUUCGUGGAGAAUUGGUUGGCGGAGGAGAUGGGAAAGGAUAAGGUGAAAGAUGGGUCUAUCAGCUUUGGAAUGCGAGUGAGGGUGGAGGCGAUUUACUACGGGGAAACAUGGGUCUCGGAUGUGGUGAUGAGUCCUCAUUGUGAAGACUUAACGGUUACGUUUCUUCGUGAUAAUGAUUCAGGAAGGUUGGCUAACCCUAAUAGGAACUUCACCAUUCCUAUCAAGUGGAAGCCUUUCUCUUUCUUUUGA